AUGAUUGUUGUUUCUGUUUUAAUUGCAUCUGGUAUAACUGGAUUUGAAGAUCGUUGUGCGUAUGAGCGUCGUUUUCCAACAUGUCCACAAAUUCCUGUGGUGCUUGAUUGCGAAAUCACGCACGAUCAAUGGAAUGAAGAACGAUCACGUCGCGAAACUAUUAGGAGGUGCAAAUUGGCUGUUGAGGCUCCUUAUCUGCUGAAGAAAAUUAUUGGCGUGGAUGUCGUAUAUUUUAUCCAAACAAAUACAUUAGAUCUUAAGACCAGAUGUUUGAUUAUCGAUGCCGUUAACGAAAGCUUUGCAAAUCGAGUUGGUGUUGUUGAAAAGUGCAGAUAUUACGUCCAUCCAGAAAAUCCAUCUUGGACUUGCUUUGAUCAGACAGCAUCUCUUGAUAUUAAAAACUUUUUUGGUUUCGAAAGUGCAAUGGAAAAAUUGGCCAUGAAACAAUAUUCACAAAAUAUAGCGAAAGGAAAAGAAUUGAUAGAAUACUUUGUAGAAGAACUUAAAAAGGAAAACAUUACUUAUGUUAGUCCUUGGACAGCUCCAGCUAUUGAAGGAGAUCAUAUCUCAACUUUAAAUGAUAAUUCACAAAAUAAUUAUACAAGUAUGUCAAAAGAUGAUGUAAAUAAUGAGCAUGCUGGCAUGCAAGAAGAUCUUUUGAAUGCUGAAUAUAUUAAAAAAUGGUUUUGCGAUUUAACACCUCUGGAAGAAUCUCAGCUACUCCAAUUCAAAAAAGCAAUUUUGGAGGAUGACACAGAAGAGCCUCAGGAUUGGUUUACACUUCUUCGUUUCCUGAGAGCGCGUGAUUUUGAUAUUCAAGGAGCUAAAGAGAUGUUUCAAAAAAGUAUGUUGUGGCGAAAGCAAAAUAAUAUAGAUCAUCUGAAACAAACUUACAGAAUGCAUACGGUGCUGACUAAUCACUUUCCAGGAGGAUGGCAUAAUACUGACAUUGAUGGAAGACCAUUAUACCUAUUAAGACUUGGUCACAUGGAUGUUAAAGGUCUAAUCAAAUCUGUUGGGGAGGAGGGAAUAUUAAACUUGACUUUGCACAUUUGUGAAGAAGGGUUGAGCCGUAUUAUGCAAUCUUCGAGGAAAAUGGGUCGUGCGGUGCGUGGCUGGUGUCUCUUGGUAGACCUGGAAGGCUUAAAUAUGCGCCAUUUAUGGAGACCAGGAAUUCGAACACUUUUAAGAAUAAUUGAAACAGUGGAAGCAAAUUAUCCUGAUACUAUGGGUCGUGUUUUAAUCGUUCGAGCGCCGCGAGUUUUUCCAAUACUGUGGACCUUGGUUAGCACAUUUAUAGAUGAAAAUACCAGGAGUAAAUUUGUAUUUUUCUCUGCUGGUGAUAGUUUAGAUGGUUUAAAUACUUUGAUACCUGAGGAUUCUGUACCUGAUUUUUUAGGCGGGGACUGUAAAACACAAAUUCAUGAAGGAGGUCUGGUACCAAAAUCUUUAUAUAUUGUUGGUCAUCCUUCCAAUACGGUUGGUGAAAAUGGAGUACCUAGUUCUCCAGAACAUCAAUCUUUAUAUCACGCUAUUCAAUUAACACAAGGACAGGUUCAUGAAGUUUUAAUACAUAAUGUUGAUCCUAGAAGUGUAUUAACAUGGGAUUUUGAUGUGUUGGGACAAGCAAUAAAUUUCUCAGUAUAUCGAACAAAUCAAAAUAUUGAAGAAGUUGGCGGUAAAAGUUCUGUGCUGGAUAAUAAAAAUUGGAAAGAAGGGCAGCAGUAUCAUUCAGUUGAAAAAACUUUAAUUUGUAAAGAUGGUGAGAGCGUGCAGGGGUCACAUAUAAUGACACACUGUGGUACAUAUAUAAUGCAGUGGCGUAGGGAACAAGGAGCAAAACAAAGUUCUGGAUUGUCAAGAGUGAUGUAUUAUCAUGAGACUUUGAGUUCGUCAGAUUACAGAGGAUCAAUGACUAGUCUUCAAUCAGGACUGUCUGCAUUGAGCGUUUCUAGUUCUUGUUUGUCUCGGUGAUCUUUAUAAAUGUGCAUUUUCAUAAAAUGCACAAAUCAUUUAAGACUAAAUGAAUAUAAUUACGGAUACAAAAUAUUAGGUGGCAUAGUAAUAUAGUAAACAGUGACAAAAUGCUCAUAUAUGUGACACUUAAAACCUUAGCUUAAUUUUAAGUUUUAAUAGAAAAUGUUUUAUAUAGCAGACAUGCUAUCAAAAGAUCUUUGUAAAACUAAAUAUAUAAUUACAUAUUUAGAUGAAAUUUAUAUAUCAGGAAUACAUUAAAUCUUCCAAGAAAAUUAGAUCUACAAAAAUAUAUUAAAUAUAAU
This is a messenger RNA of Ctenocephalides felis (cat flea), 2279 nucleotides long. Its product is annotated as protein real-time-like. Bases 1 to 1974 code for a protein of 657 amino acids. The record is from RefSeq and is a predicted model, not a curated record. The transcript has 16 exons. Gene Ontology annotation, cellular component: cytoplasm. NCBI's taxonomy places the organism in Eukaryota, Metazoa, Arthropoda, Insecta, Siphonaptera, Pulicidae.